AUUUGAUUUGACUUAGUAUAUUAAGAUGAUUUUCAUUAAAGUAUGUUCAGUUUAAUUUCAUAUUUUGCUACGAAUGUUACAAAAGUACGACUCCCUACGACCAUGAAUUUUAAAGUUAUAAUUUUGGUUUUGACAACUUGUGUAGCUUUUGUAGUAGCCGAUUCAAUUAUUCCAGUGAAUUCUUGUGAUAACUUACAAGAUAGUUUAGGAACAGAAAACUCUCUCUGUGAGAUAAAUCAAGUUACAAUAGAUUCCUGUAAAAUGGAAUAUAAAAAAUGUAUAUUAUAUAGAAAAGAAAACUAUACAAUUAAUGUUGAUUUUGUGCCUAAAUUUUCAUCCGAUCAUAUUAAAAUGGAUUUGUUUUUUGACUUUGGAAAUUUUAAUAUGUUGAGAAAUAUAAGUUAUAGCAUUGAUACUGAAGCUUGUAAUUUCAUGACCUGUCCUAUUGUUAAUGGUAUUAAAAAUACAUACAGAUAUAGAGGCCAUAUCCCAAAUAUAAUCCCAAAAGCUAUGUAUCGAUUUUAUUUUAUGAUGUCGGAAGGGUCGAUACCAAAGUGCUGUUUUGAGAUGAAAAUUAAAAUUAUGUAGCAUUGAUGACAUGACUGAUCCUGUUUCUACAAAAAUUACUUUUUCAUAAAUUUAAAAUUACCGCUGUAAAAAUCAAAUCUUAAAUGUUCUCCGAAUCCUUGAUAAAUCUCUAACCUAUUCAAUUUAGAAAUCUAGUACAAGUCGCUUCUAAUGAGUGCUUAGCUUCAUAAUAUCAAGCUGAGUAUUCGUGUCCUAAUACUGCUAUAAUUUUUCCAAAAAGUAAUUUUCAUAUUAAAUGUCAGAUGCGGCUUAUCGUUUACAAUAUUUUUGAUCAGUCGAUCUAUUUCUAGAUUGAUUAAGUCAGAGAUUUUUUAAGGAUUUAAGGUUAUGUAUUAGGAUUUGGGUUUGACACCACUAUUUUUGGGAAAAAUUAAAAAAGUUGUUAAACAAAAAAAUGAUAGUUAUGCAUCUUAAGCUUUUACUACGAAAUAUUAUAUCGUUCAGUUCUGAAUUUAAACUUACCAGAACAAAACCAAUUUUAUAUUUUUUUUAAUGUAGCAAACAAAGAAAUAAUGCAAAAGAAUCAGGAGCAUUGCUUAUUGUAUAAUAAUUAUACCUUUAUCACUCCUACCCAAUUAUUUCUAUAAAGUGCAUUUGAAUAAUGCUUAUGCUAUUCAUUAACAUUUUAGAGCGUGUGCUAAGCUCUUUAAAAACAAAAGUGAAUGUGCAAAGGCUUAUUUUUUUCCAUAGAAAAAUAAUGUUAGCGGAUGACCUUUUGAUAUUUUAUUUCGAUAAUUGUUAUUCUUACUGAAAUAAAUUAAAAUCAAUUGAAUAUUAAAUGAAAAAAAA
This is a messenger RNA of Chironomus riparius, 1377 nucleotides long. The record is from the annotation of a GenBank genome assembly. NCBI's taxonomy places the organism in Eukaryota, Metazoa, Arthropoda, Insecta, Diptera, Chironomidae.